CUAGCGCCGAGAUAUCAGUUCUGGGGUAGAAAAUAUCUAAGAUAAGCAUUUUCUAUAAAUACGAGGUGUAAGAGCGAGGAUUGCGCUGAUUGGUAUAUGUGACUUGCCCAUGUCUUGGGUUACUGAGGGGUCGGGUCUCAUCAGGCAGAAGAUGUUCUACGAUCCUCAACAUCGCGUGCUCCUCAAGCAACCAGAACACGACCGCUAGUAUGAACCGUGACUAGACAUCUUCCCUCGCACAGACCGAGUCGACAUUGAUUUCACUCGGGAUGGGCUAUGGAUUGUUCGAGGCUGGUCGCAAUGGUCCUGGCCACGCCGAUGAAGGCGUCAGCCGAAACGACAUCCAGGACGAUCCCACGGAAUGGAACACCGAAUGGCCAAGGACUCAGGGACCUCGAGAAGACACCGAUACAGUGCAAGAUAAAGGCCUAGAUGCGCUCGGGAACUCGAGCGAUGUUUGGGAUAAGAUGAAUCCUGAUCAGUCAGACUUCAACCCGGAAACUCAGGUUCGGAUGCUUGAGAUACAUCGUGCACAGAUAGGAGGAUGCGAAUAUACGAUUCGUAAUUUCAACGUCGAUGAUCUCGAAAGCCUUCACUACAAAGCUCUCUCAUAUGCAUGGGGACAGCCAUCCCAUAACCCGCAUACCAUCGAGGUAUCUGGAAACCCCUUCUAUGUCAGCAGGACUCUCUGGAAAUUCUUAUCAGUCUCGGCAAACAAAAACCACCACUUCUAUGGACUAAUAUUUAUCGAUGCCAUUUGCAUCAAUCAGAGCAGAAGCAAAGAGAAAAGUCAACAGGUGAAGCUCAUGGGUAACAUUUAUAGGAAUGCCGACAGUGUUAUUGUAUGGCUAGGAUGCCAGGACUACUUAGAGCACUGGCGUUGCCACGAUUUAGAUGUUGUCUUGACCAAAAGAAAAGGCCCUGAAAACUGGGAAACAAGCGAGCAUUCUCUUUUCCAGGACAUCUGUUCAGAACCCUACUGGACUCGCCUUUGGGUUGUACAAGAAAUCAUGCUAGCCCGGGAAAUCACGAUACAAUACGGCCAUUGGAGCUGGCGAUGGUCAGAUUUCUCUCGAUUAUUCGACUACGACGCAUUCGUCUCCAACCACCCUUUCAACAAUUCGGGAAAGAAAGUAAAGACUAGACACAUUCUUCAUGGGCAACCUGUACUCAACUGGGGCAAAGCUGGGCUCAUCUUUGGGCAUAAGUACGAAUGGGAUCGAGCGAGAAAACCUAUUCCGGUAUGGAGGGCGACGUACGACUUCCGAGAUCAAGGCUGCUCUGACCUAAGGGACAAGAUCUGGGGCCUUUUGGGGAUCUUAGAUGCUCCAGGGAUUUCGCCCGACUAUGGCCGUGUGUCUGUCUCCAGGCUGUUUGAAAAUGUUCUGAAGCUGGGAUUGAAUGAGCUACAUGAAGAGGAAAUCCAUGAGAGUGUUGACGCUUACACGUCUGAAACAGCAUCAUGGAAUUUCAGAGACAACAUUUCUCGGCGACAAAAAUCGUUCAUCUGGAGCCUGAGGAAGAUGUUAAAUAUCGACGAUCGAGUAGCUGAUAUCAUCAUUGAGCGCGUGUGUAAACAUGUCGGGAUAUAAGGCGAGACCGUUGCAGCGGAGGGUACCAUCGUUGCCCUCUCGUCGCUGAAGGGAGCCUUUAACAACCUGGAACGAAUACAAAAAUUUCAUCUUAAGGUAAAUGGCCAUGAGCCGCACUUUGAAUCAUGGUUUGGUUGAGACGUACCGUUUUCUAUUUUGCUUCCAAUUCGAGGUUUUGGUGAAAUUUGUUCGGCUUUAAUAGGCUUUUUGUGUUUCUUCUCAUGGCUGUUGCAUUAAUAACUCUUUCAACGGGUAUUUCGCCCUUCAGAAUUGGGGGAAGUGAUGCUGAUCCAAAUCUGGACUAAUAACACCAAAAGAGGCUAGCAUCCUCUCGGGCUCGGCCUGAGCGCCGUGCGGCAUGACGUGAAA
This is a messenger RNA of Mytilinidion resinicola, 1961 nucleotides long. Its product is annotated as HET-domain-containing protein. The coding region runs from base 270 to 1592 and encodes 440 amino acids. The record is from RefSeq and is a predicted model, not a curated record. The transcript has 2 exons. NCBI's taxonomy places the organism in Eukaryota, Fungi, Ascomycota, Dothideomycetes, Mytilinidiales, Mytilinidiaceae.